CGGCGGGGGAAGUGCGAGAUAGAAGAGAGGGAGGAGGGACGCAUGGGUGCACGCUGGAGGAGACGUGGCUGGCGGAAGACGUAUGCGAGGUAUCAAAGGCUGCGAGGGCGACGGAGUGAGUAGGUGAGAAGAGGAGGAUGGAGGUAAUUGAGCAAGGUAGCGGCGACGCGGCUCGUUGACAAGGAGGCGUGCGCGACGCCCGCGAUCGACGGCUGCGCGUCAUCGGAGGUCGGGCCGGGGCGUCGAUCGCGGACGCGUAUUGCCUUCGCGAUCCUUGGCGGCUGGCGAGCGCUUGUCAUACGAGUAAUCGUCGAGACUGGAGCUGGAUGGCGACGCGCGUACUCGCCAAUCGUGGACCCACCUCGCUAUCUGUAUGCUCUUAGUCCGGCUCCGAGCAAUGCAUCUCCACUCUUUCUCUGCCCUCCCGCUGCUCACAGUCCUUCCUCCCUGCUGGCCAUCAUGCUGGCGCCACCGACGCAACGCUGCAACCCAGAUCGCGCUUUACGCGCCCUUCCCCUUCCUCACUCUCCUCAAGGCCCUUCCCGAUUGCACUCCGCAUGCCCUUCUUCGUGACAUACCCCGCUGCAGCAUUGGCCUCCGACAGCGCCGCUCUCCAGCCACUGCGACGUCAGUUUCUUCAAUUUUAUUCUGGUCCCCUUCUCUUUCGCGCCUUUAUCAAUGCUCCUUCGCGUCCUUGAUCCUCCUCACGUCCUCCCUCCCCUCCCCGGCCCCUCUACCUCACUAUCCUCCCUACUUCCCUACCUCCCCUCCCGCCCAUCUCCCCUCUCUCCCCUCUCCUGCUCUGCACCUGACACCCAACUUCGAUCCUCCCUCCCCUCCCCAGCUCCUCUCCCCCUCCUACCUCUCGUCUAUGACACACUCCCUUCCACCUCUCGUCUAUGCUUUUCCUCCCACCUCUCGUCUAUGCCCCCUCCCCGGUGGACGACUGCGGUCGGCGUGCGGCGAUCCCUCUUCGGCGAGGGUGGAUGACUAGGGGGGCGAGUGGAUGACUAGGAGGACGGUCUGUGACGCGGCGAGGGGGCAGACGGGACCCUUCUCUCGUCUUCGACGGUGCGCACCCUUCUCGCGUCUUUGACGGUGCGCACCCUUCUCUCGUCUUCGACGGUGCGCACAUCUCUCGUCUUCGACGGUGCGCACCCUUCUCUCGUCUUUGACGGUGCGCACCCUUCUCUCGUCUUCGACUCCGGGGUGGGGGUCGACGGGGUGAGGGGGGAAAGGAGAAGACGAGUGGGGGGAGGCGGGAGGUGGGGAUGUGAGAUGAGGGAGGUGGGGAUGGGAGAGGGCGCGAGAGGCGGAUGCGAGGAAGAGUGGUGAAAGAGGGUGGACGAGGUGGGAUGCGAGGAAGGGGGUGUGUUGGGUGAGGCGGGGAUGGGUGAGUGGGGCGAGAGGGAGAUUCCGAGGAAGGGGUGGGUCGGGUGAGGCGGG
Schizophyllum commune H4-8 is the source of this 1446-nucleotide messenger RNA. RefSeq lists its product as uncharacterized. NCBI's taxonomy places the organism in Eukaryota, Fungi, Basidiomycota, Agaricomycetes, Agaricales, Schizophyllaceae. The annotation marks the transcript as partial. The record is from RefSeq and is a predicted model, not a curated record. The transcript has a single exon.